AUGGAGGAGCUGAGCAGCGUGGGCGAGCAGGUCUUCGCCGCUGAGUGCAUCCUGAGCAAGCGACUCCGCAAGGGCAAGCUGGAGUACCUGGUCAAGUGGCGCGGCUGGUCCUCCAAACAUAACAGCUGGGAGCCAGAAGAGAACAUCCUGGACCCAAGGCUGCUCCUGGCCUUCCAGAAGAAGGAACACGAGAAGGAGGUGCAGAACCGGAAGAGAGGCAAGAGGCCAAGAGGCCGGCCAAGGAAGCUCACGGCAAUGUCCUCUUGUAGCCGGAGUUCCAAGCUCAAGGAGCCCGAUGCUCCCUCCAAGUCCAAAUCCAGCAGUUCUUCCUCUUCCUCCACAUCUUCCUCCUCUUCCUCAGAUGAAGAGGAUGACAGUGACUUAGACACCAAGAGGGGCCCUCGAGGCCGUGAGACCCACCCAGUGCCUCAGAAGAAGGCCCAGAUCCUGGUGGCCAAGCCUGAGCUGAAGGAUCCCAUCCGUAAGAAGAGAGGACGCAAGCCCCUUCCCCCAGAGCAAAAGGCAGCCCGGAGACCCAUGAGCCUGGCCAAGGUGCUGAAAACUGCCCGUAAGGAUCUGGGGACUCCAGCUAGCAAGCUACCCUCUCCACUCAGUGCCCCUGUGGCGGGCCUGGCAGCCCUGAAGGCCCAUGCCAAAGAGGCCUGUGGUGGCCCCAGCACCAUGGCCACCCCAGAGAACCUGGCCAGCCUGAUGAAGGGUGUGGCCAGCAGCCCCAGUCGUGGUGGCAUCAGCUGGCAGAGCUCCAUUGUGCACUAUAUGAACAGGAUGGGCCAGGGCUCUGCCCAGGCUUCCAGCCGAUUGGCUCUCAAGGCCCAGGCCACCAACAAAUGUGGCCUUGGGCUGGACCUAAAGGUGAGGACGCAGAAAGGGGAUCUGGGGCUGAGCCCCCCAGGAAGCAAAGUCCCAAAGGCCCCCAGCAGUGGGGCUGCAGAGCAAAAGGCGGGGAGCACAGGGGGAGCCCCUCAUGCCCACAGCGGUAGCAGGAUCCCUGCUGGGUGCCCAGGCCCUCAGCCAGUGCCCACCCAGGAACUGAGCCUCCAGGUCUUGGACUUACAGAGUGUCAAGAAUGGUAUGCCUGGGGUGGGCCUGCUCGCCCGCCACACCUCGGCAACCAAAGGUGUUCCCACCACCAACUCAGCUGCUGGGAAGGGUUCUGGGGGUGGCCCCACUGGGGGCAGUGGAGCCAGCAUGUCCACCGAAACAAGCAAAAGUGAGAAGCUGGCCCCUAGGGUGGCAGCUCUGCCCACCCCUACAGGCAAGAGGGACUGUGUUAAGGGUGGUACUACCCACCGUGGGCAGGAUGGUCGAACAGCCCCAGGAGACAUCCGCAAGGCAGCAGUGCUGCCGGAGAUGAGUGCCGGCGAGGACAGCAGCAGCUCCGACUCAGACCCUGACUUGGUGUCGCCACCCAGCACUGGGCAGAACCUGUCAGUGUCCGUCCAGACCAGCCAGGACUGGAAGCCCACUCGCAGCCUCAUUGAGCAUGUCUUUGUGACUGACGUCACUGCCAACCUCAUCACUGUCACGGUGAAGGAGUCCCCCACCAGUGUGGGCUUCUUCAACCUGAGGCAUUACUGAAGGCCCUGCUGCCAGCUGUCUGGGUCUUAUCUGCCCUGCCUCUCUGAACUAAACUGAAGCCCAAACCCUCUGGAAGGGCUGGCUCGGGGAAGAGAGGUGUGUGAGCUCCUCUCCGGGCAGGUGUGGAAGGGGCUUCUCCCCAGUGCCCGCCCUGUCCUGGGUCUUGGGCAGGGACCUGUGUCUUUGCCUUGGUGGGGCCAGGGUCCCCACACUCCUACCUCUUGGCUGCUUCCUCACUCUUCUGGCUCACCUCAGGCACCUGUGGCUCCAGCCAUUUGGAAGAUCAGGUUCCCUGAGUGCAGCCACCCUCCCUACCUGGUGGCUCUUGGCAGCUUUGCUCUGCUCUCU
Messenger RNA from Otolemur garnettii (small-eared galago), 1947 nucleotides. RefSeq names its product chromobox 2 (gene CBX2). The transcript has 5 exons. NCBI's taxonomy places the organism in Eukaryota, Metazoa, Chordata, Mammalia, Primates, Galagidae. Gene Ontology annotation, cellular component: PRC1 complex; heterochromatin. The record is from RefSeq and is a predicted model, not a curated record. Bases 1 to 1599 code for a protein of 532 amino acids. Gene Ontology annotation, biological process: negative regulation of transcription by RNA polymerase II.